Messenger RNA from Uncinocarpus reesii 1704, 2070 nucleotides. RefSeq names its product serine/threonine-protein phosphatase 2A 56 kDa regulatory subunit delta isoform. Gene Ontology annotation, molecular function: protein phosphatase regulator activity. The record is from RefSeq and is a predicted model, not a curated record. The transcript is spliced from 7 exons. The coding region runs from base 1 to 2070 and encodes 689 amino acids. Lineage: Eukaryota; Fungi; Ascomycota; Eurotiomycetes; Onygenales; Onygenaceae. Gene Ontology annotation, biological process: signal transduction. Gene Ontology annotation, cellular component: protein phosphatase type 2A complex.
AUGAAAGGAUUCAGGCAGAGAGUGCAUGAACAGCUUUCGCGCGCGAAAGACUCGAACAAGUCCUCGAAGAAGAAAGACUCCUCAUCAUCAUCCAACAACGCCGCUCCCCCAAAUCCCGUGCCCACUUCUGCUGGACAAGGUCCUUCUCCCACGAACUCGAACCAUGGAACCCCCAACUCAUCCUCAACAGCGUUAAAUGAUACAAAAGGAAAGGGUUCUGCGCCUCCUGAAAAUGCCGGCCAGCCCCAAAUGACCAUUCACCACAACGCCCACGUCAUGCCAAGUCCAGCGCCUGCUCCUCAACAUUACACUCCUCAGCAACCUCAUGGGGGAAUGCAUCCUGGACAGAUGUCGAUGAACGGGCCGGGAACCCCAUCUCGGCAGGUCCAGCAAAUCACUCCAAGCGUGAUCAUUAGCCCUAGCGCUCCGCAUAUACCACCUCCCGGAGCUGCAGAAACAAUGCCUGGUGACCUUCAACCGCCCAAAGUUGGACAGAAAUCCCAUGCUUUCGAUCGGUUGCAUACAACGCCGAGAGAUGUUCCCGAGGGCAUUCGAACUCCAAAGCGACAGCAUUCUUCCCGCUUUGACAUAUCGGAUCAACGCCAAAGAGACCUUGAAAAGCUUCCUGGAUUUCAUGAAGUACCGCCAAACCGUCGACAGGACCUCUUCAUGCAGAAGAUUGAGCAAUGCAAUAUCAUUUUCGAUUUUAAUGAUCCGACCGGAGAUAUGAAAUCGAAAGAAAUCAAGCGUCUGGCGCUACAUGAGUUGCUAGAUUAUGUUGCGAAUAACCGAUCCGUUAUCACUGACCCAAUGUACCCCAAAGUGGUAGAGAUGUUCGCGAAGAACCUGUUCCGACCGAUCCCACCUCCAGUGAAUCCGCAAGGAGAUACCUUCGACCCUGAAGAAGACGAGCCAGUUUUAGAAGUUGCCUGGCCGCACAUUCAAGUCGUCUAUGAGUUUUUCCUUCGGUUUAUCGAGAGCCAGGACUUUAACACCAACGUCGCAAAAGCUUACAUCGACCAACAUUUUGUCUUACAACUCCUGGAAUUGUUCGACUCGGAAGACCCUCGGGAACGCGAUUUUCUCAAGACCACCCUGCACCGCAUCUACGGAAAAUUCCUGAACCUCCGCUCAUACAUUCGCAAGUCUAUCGGCAAUGUGUUCUUUCAAUUUAUGUAUGAAACCGAACGUUUCAAUGGCAUUGCAGAACUUUUGGAAAUUCUUGGCUCCAUUAUCAACGGAUUUGCCCUUCCGCUCAAACCAGAACACAAGACGUUUCUUACACGAGCUUUGAUCCCGCUUCAUAAAGUCAAGAGCCUGAGUAUGUACCAUCCUCAACUAGCGUACUGUAUUGUUCAAUUCCUCGAGAAAGAAUCCACUUUGACUGAGGAAGUUGUACUUGGACUCCUUCGCUUCUGGCCCAAAACCAAUAGUACCAAGGAGGUAAUGUUCCUCAACGAAGUUGAGGAUAUUUUCGAGGUUAUGGAUCCCUCAGAAUUUGCCAAAGUCAAAGAGCCUCUCUUCCAUCAGCUAGCCAAAUCAGUUGCAAGUCCUCACUUCCAGGUUGCUGAACGAGCGUUAUAUUUCUGGAAUAACGAAUACUUUUGCAAUCUCGUUGGCGACAAUGUGGAAACUAUACUCCCGAUUAUGUUCCCUUCGCUUUACGAAAAUUCUCAAUCACAUUGGAAUAGAACGAUACACAGUAUGGUAUACACCGCGAUGAAAAUGUUCAUGGAAAUAAACCCACAAUUAUUCGACGACUGCUCCCAUGAAUACCGGGAACUCCAGAAUAGUGCGCCCGCUCGUGAACAGAAUAGAAAGGCAAAAUGGCAACGGCUGGAAGAGUUAGCACGCGCCCAACAGUCAAAGGAUAAAGCCGUUCGUCCGACAAAAGUGCUGCCGAAACUUGCUUCCCACCCAGAGGACCCGGAGCUUAUUACACAGGAUAAUCGGCAGCGGCUUAAUGCUUUGAAGCUGCAGGAUGAGGGCACAACUGCCAAGGACCCUAAUCAGCCGCGACUGCCAGAGCGGGAGGGACAGACUUCGGUUAGUGGCUCAUACGUUGGUUGA